AUGCCCCCUCCAAAAUCGCCUCUGGAUAAACCAUCCUCUUGCUCCUCCCAUAGUCGAAGACCUAGUGGCUCUCGGCGAUCGAGCAGCGAGAAAUCGGUUACUCGGUCAUCGAAGCAUGGGGCGAAGGCCACUCAAACGUCUCAAGGCAAGCCAAAAGAAUCGAUGCCAGACUUGUCGCCCUGGGAUGCGAUGGCACCACCGGAGUCAGGGCUGGAUAGGGCCCUCGCAGAGUUGGGAGGAGGCGACGGCUUGGGCAAACAGGAUAAUUCAAGAACGCUGCCAGAUGGACCCAGCGAGCAUCCACGCACCAUAGCGCCAGCAGCUCCCAGAGACUCGGGCGCUGGGGGGCGAGGAGUAAAAUUUGGCCCUGAGGGUGUGGAUAUCUCCAAGAUGAACUCGGCAGAAGAAUUGGAACGACUGCGAGCAGCUAUGAAUACACAACUUCAGUUGAGUCAGCAGCGCGAAAUGCGUGUCAGGAAAUCAGCGAUGAAGGGCGAUCAAGGUGGAAUCGCGUCUACUACGACAACAAAAUCUCGAGUGUCGCCAAUACAUGAGGAGGAGGCGCCAUCUCCGUCAUCUUUGGACGAAGCUUUCGCGAGCCCUCUUCCAAGUGCUACGACCUCGACCGAGUCUGCAGCAACGAUCCGCGAAGGAUUCACACCAGCUGCCAUGUCUGUACGCACCCCGUCAUACCCAUUUCCUUCGAUGAAGACCCCACGACAUUUAAGCUACAACAGCCAUCGUCCCUUUACCACAUUGUCCCCGACAGUUAAUCCAGCACCGCCGUCGGGGGAGCCCUUAGACAGACAUGUCUGUGACCGAGUGCAGUCCGGCCCAGUUACCCCCGCGUCGUCGUUGAACUUCCAUCCUCCGGCGGCGUCUCCGCAGGUGAACGAUCCCAACUAUCAGAUGCCAGAUCUCUACGACUUGAGUCUAAGGCUUGUGUCGGAGCCUGGGCUUGAUUCGUGGUGGACUACGGUUUCCGACAUUAUGCGAGACUCUUAUAUGGCCGAGCGCGUGACACUGACGAUUCCAGCCGACCCUACAGAUGUGGAGAAUGUCCCUUGGGCCCAAAAGGCGACAUUUAAUGCCAUAGAAGAGGACGAACUGAGCCUCGCAUACUUGCCGCGUGGAAGCAGUUUGGUGGUCAGCAGUACAAAUGAAAUAUCCAAUUCGGACGAGGGAGAUUCACCCCCGGACUUCUGGCCGACCCUGAGGGCAGUUCGACCCGGCCUUCAAAGCAGACACUCGUUUACCGCCUACGAAGAUACGAAGCGCGAGACCCCUCCAGUUCCUGAGGAACAUAGAAGCACUGCCACGCGACCAGCAGUCUUAGCUAGAGCAAAGAGUUACGUUGCGGGUGCCCCAGAUAUGCCACUCAGUUCGGCCAGGCGCCCAAGUGCAAGGCCUAGUUUACAAUCUCUACGACGCCAUACAGAAUUUGAAGAGAUGAAAUCGUCUGUCGUCUGGGAGGAUAAUGAAGGGGCUGAAAGAGAAGUGCGAGGGCGUGUCUUCCCAGUUCUACAGGCUCUAGACUACGAAGCGGAUCCACUAAUAGAUAAUACUGGUGUCAUGCGAGUGCUGGAGCGUGAGAAACUCGUUGUUCUGACGCGAGACUAUCCUUAUAACCAACGACCGGAUUCGACAGAUGACAAGAGUAAUGGGAGCGGAACCAAGUCACAGCGAAGUGGGAAGUCGAAGGAAUCGCCACCUGAUAAGUCCAAGAGAGGGAAAACCACCGAUUUAAGCUCGCGGAUCCAAUCUUUUCUGGGUAGCAAGAGCAAACAUGCUCAACGUUCUAGCCGUGAGCCUCCAGUCGAAGCUGCAAAGUACGAGGAAUAUGAGCAAGGUUCGCAAUCCCCGUGGUCUCAGUCACCAGCGCCCUCACCUGCCGUUCGCUCUGAAACGGACGAGAACCCAUUUUUCGCUAAUGCCCCGGUCGACGAGGAGACCUUCGAUCCAAAUCCGACAUCAAACGAUUAUUCGCAAGCUUCUCAAGUCGAGGCUAUUGGGGUAGAUAGGUCUUGGACGGUGUUGCAUCUGCCUUUGAUGCACCCCUUGCUUUCUAAGGCUGUCCAUGCCUUCCGUCUUGAUGCUGCCGCCAUGGAAUCGAAGUCAGCUGCUCGCGCCAAAGGCGUCGAUACGAAGGCAAAGCCGCAAGAGCCAGAGGCGAUUAGAGAAAGGCGGACUCCUAUUGCGAUUUUAUCACUGCUAAGCCCCGUUAUUCCGUAUCCUUCGAGUCUUAGGCACUCUUUGGAAUUUCUUGCUCCCCAUUUAGCGAGCUCAUAUUCCCUCUGUCGUCACCACUCCAACCUUCAAACAGAGAUUGCUGGCCUAUCGAGAAAGGGCCCGCGACAAGCUGGAUUUGGCGCCGUUAUCUCCGGUGCACCUCCCGUUGAUGAACGGAUAGCACUUGGCCACACCUGCUCAUCUUCCAUUGAUGAGAAUAAUAUUCAACGGUCAUCUGGAGGCAGUAUCACAAGUCCGAGCGACUAUUCUUGCGUGUCUAGAAGCGCCGCUGGGUCUCCUGCCGUCACCCCAGGCUGGGAACCAAGCAGUGUUGGCUUCAGCCGGGACAAAAGACUCAGUGGCGGAAGUCCAGUCUAUGGUGCUGGAGAAAGCUAUUUCGCUCCGAGGGUGCGUCCCGCUCUUGGGCGAGUGGACACAGGCUCUACGAACAACAGUAUAGUUAGAGCACGGCUGCCAUCUAAAGAUCCUUCCCCAAUAGAAGCGAGAUCCCACCAGCAAAGUCGAAUGUUGGAAGAGAAACGCGGAGCUCCUGCAACCCCUGAUACCGACCUCCGUAGCGACCUUAACUUGACCAAACCAGAAAAUGAUGAGUCUCGAUCUGUGACUUCAAUAUUGAAGCAUGAGACUGCUGAACCGGAAAAUGCCAGCCCCGCUCGCAGCCACCCUGAAGCUCCUCCCCGACGCCAGACAUCGCGUGGUUCAAAGGGGCCAAUGGCGGAACGGACACCCCAUACGCAACUACAUUCAUAUGGGGCGGACUUCAGUGCAACAUUUCAAUCUCUGCCAACUACGUCUGGCAGAGGCUCGUCAACCACGGUGGUUCCUGGGCGCUCGGGAUCUAUGCCUGUGCCAACAGAAAUGCCGCCGCCAUCAGAUCGAGUGAAGGGGUUGAUGCUCGACUCGUUGCCCGCUCACGUUUUCGUGGCUAUGCCCCCUUCAGGCGAAAUAGUAUGGGUUAAUAAUAGAUAUUUGACCUACCGUGGUCAGACGGUCCAGGAUCUCUACCACGAUCCUUGGGCAAGCCUUCAUUCCGACGAGCGAGAUGAAUACCUAAAGGCUUGGGGCCAUGCCAUCCGUUCUGGAGAACAAUUCUCCAAGCAAGUACGCAUCAGAAGAUUUGACGGCAGCUACCGUUGGUUUUAUACCAGGGCGGUGGGUCACCGUGACCACCGAGGCGUUAUUGUGCAGUGGUACGGCACACACAUGGAUAUCCAUGAUCAACAUGUGGCAGAGGUGAAAGCAGCCCGGCAGGAGGAGAUCGAAGCAUCGGAGGCGAAACACCGGCAACUUGCGAACCUAAUCCCCCAAAUUACCUUUGCAGCGACGGAGGAUGACGGCAUCACCUUUGCGAACGAGCAGUGGUUGUCAUACACCGGCCAGAGCUUUGACGAUGCCUUGGGAUUAGGUUUUAUGGAUCAUAUACAUCCAGAUGAUCUCGCCAAGUGCCAUAUCCCUGUCAAUCAACCACCAGCUCCGGCUCCCUUUACCGUGCGGUCGAAGAAGCGGCACGAAACCAGUCGGCGUCCCGCUCAAGUAUCUUCUGGAGGCAAGUCCAAGUCUUCCAGCGCCUCCGAGGCACCAAACGAAAUCACUGUCAAAGGGGUUUAUCCAUCGCUUUCGAGAACCAACAGCUCGAGCAGCGAAUCUAUUUAUGAAUACCCUAUUGCAGACUUGGCUGAGCUGGCGAGAACUGGGGUGAUCAAGAUCACCACAGAUAGCGAUGGAAGACAGUCAUAUGAAACGGAAGUGCGAUUAAAAUCUAAAACUGGGGAUUACCGUUGGCAUCUUGUGCGUUGCGUCGAGGUCGAAAAUAUUGCUCUCGGUAGCGGUGACGGCUCGUGGUUCGGUGCUUGCACCGACAUCCAUAACCAUAAACUGCUUGAAAAGACGUUAAAAGAGACUAUGAACGUGAAGACAAGAUUCUUAAGCAAUAUGUCACAUGAGAUCCGUACACCACUCAUUGGCAUUUCUGGAAUGGUCAAUUUCUUGCAAGAUACACCCCUCACCGAUGAACAGGCAGACUACUCCAAUACAAUCAAAUCCAGUGCCGAUAGCCUUCUCAACAUUAUCAACGAUAUCUUGGAUCUGUCAAAAGUUGAUGCCGGCAUGAUGAAACUGUCCUUUCAGUGGUUUCAUACCCGCUCAUUAGUUGAAGAAGUUAAUGAGAUUCUGUGCUCACUGGCAAUCACCAAGCGAAUCGAGUUGAACUAUGUCGUUGAUGUCGAUGUUCCUGAAAUGGUCAAGGGAGACAAGUUCAGAAUUCGACAAGUCCUACUCAACAUUGUAGGUAAUGCAAUCAAGUUUACAACAGUUGGCGAGGUCUUUAGCCGUUGCAGAGUUUCGCAAAAUGCUUCCAUCAAUCCCAACGAGAUAGUGCUGGAAUAUUCCAUCAUCGAUACCGGAAGUGGAUUCACACAGGAGGAGGCGGAAAUGAUUUUCAAACCAUUUAGCCAAAUCGAUGGAAGUAGCACUCGCACUCACGGGGGCACUGGCCUAGGGCUGGUGAUUUCAAGACAACUUGUUGAACUCCAUGGUGGCAAGAUGGAAGGCAGUGCUGUCCCCGGGAAAGGCUCAACAUUCACGUUUACAGCAACGUUUGGCUUGCCUACCGAGGAAGAUCACCCGGCAACAAAAUCAACACCGCAGCGCAGCAAAGAUAUACCGAUCAGCGCCGCACUCCUCAAUGAUCGCACUGUUACACGUAUCCUUAAGCCUGAAAUCAUGAAUAUGCCUCUGGCGGCCGGCCAGCGGCUGCCGUCCCCAAUAUUUGGCCGUCCCAACAACGAGCCGAGUAUUAUCGCAUCCCCUGCUACGCUAUCACCCGGUAGCUCAACACCAUCAGUUAGUUCCGUGCAGUCGCAUGUUACGCAGAUGUCGUCGUCAUCGUCAAUAGGGCAAAGCCUUUCUAAUUUCAGUCAGGCGACGAGAAUAGGCUCAUCCAAAGACAAUCAAAUGAAUCUCGCGCUCCCCGAUAGGCGCUCCUCAUCCUCAUCCAGCAUUAACCCGCCUAGCUCGGUGGUAGAGUCUGAUGACUCGUCUAGAACCGUUUUACCGCUAGCGGAUACUGAGCUACCUCGCGGUAGUAACGCGUCCCAAAUGGACACUGUCCCUGUUAAACGAUCAAGACCACCAAUGUACUCGAUCUUAAUCAUUUGCCCCCAACGACACAGCCGUGAGGCCACCACGCAGCAUAUCGAGAUGACAUUGCCUAAGGAUGUUCCACAUCAAAUCGCAGCCCGGGCAACCGUUGAAGAAGCCCAGCAGUUGAUUUGUGGGGAUGAUCCCGUUUUUUUUACGCAUAUCGUUGUAAAUAUUAGUUCAAAGGAGGAAAUUGUUACUUUGAUUAACCAAACCAUGUCAUCGACAACAUCGCCUGACACGUCGGUUGUCGUGCUUUCUGACCCAGUUCAAAGGCAAGAAAUCUUCAGAAUAGCAACAGCUUAUGAUUACGAUCAGCUCGCCAAAGAGCACCGCCUUACCUUCGUUUUCAAGCCGGUCAAGCCAUCUCGAUUUGCGGUUAUCUUCGACCCCGAGAAGGAACGAGAUCUCAGCACAGACCGCAAUCGCUUCAAUGCUGCUCAACAAGUCGCGGAUCAAAAGCAGAGCUAUCUUGAGGUAACAAAGCGGAUAGGCAAUAAGGGCCUCAAGGUGCUUCUCGUUGAGGAUAACCUGGUUAACCAGAAGGUCCUCUUGAAAUUUCUGAGCAAAGUGGGUAUUGCAGUCGAGCUUGCGUUGGAUGGCGUGGAAUGUACAAAGAAAGUGUUUUCUCAGGACCACUCGUUCUACUCCCUUAUCCUCUGCGAUCUCCAUAUGCCCAACAAAGAUGGGUACGAGACAUGCCGCGAGAUUCGACAGUGGGAGGAGAGGGAGUCGUACCCCCCCAUGCCUAUCAUCGCUCUCUCCGCCAACGUGAUGGCCGAUGUUGUGGACAAGUGCGUGCAGGCGGGGUUUAACAGCUAUGUAACAAAGCCUGUUGACUUCAAGGCGCUCAGCGUAACAAUGGGAGAUCUUCUCGACCCCAAUGGCUCCGAGAACGCUUCGGUUUAA
Venustampulla echinocandica is the source of this 6297-nucleotide messenger RNA. RefSeq names its product ATPase of HSP90 chaperone topoisomerase II kinase. Gene Ontology annotation, molecular function: histidine phosphotransfer kinase activity; protein binding; phosphorelay sensor kinase activity. Gene Ontology annotation, biological process: phosphorelay signal transduction system; protein autophosphorylation. The transcript is spliced from 2 exons. The coding region runs from base 1 to 6297 and encodes 2098 amino acids. The record is from RefSeq and is a predicted model, not a curated record. NCBI's taxonomy places the organism in Eukaryota, Fungi, Ascomycota, Leotiomycetes, Helotiales, Pleuroascaceae.